AUGGAAGAAGACCAUCAAGAACUCCAACUUCUCCCAUCCCCACACACAACCAAUUUACCACCUUCAUCAUCAUCACCAUCAAAACCUUCAACAACAACAUGGGCUGCCUCAGAUUCCACCAUAAAGCUCCAAUCAAUGAAGAAUUUGAACCCUUUUGUUGAGGGACCAUCUCUAGACCUCCAAUUGUCCAUAAGUUUUAGGACCAUAAAAAACAAUAGGCCUAAAACCAAAGACCAUUUCAUCAACACCAACAGCAAAAGCAACAAGAAUGAUACCAGUAAUAAUAUGAUGAUGGUGACUAUGGAUGGUUCGGUGGAGGCGUUGAAAUGGCAGGCAGCCGAACAGAUUCGGCUCGCGGCCAUGGAAAAGGCGUACGCCGAGCGGGUUAGGGAGCUGAGCCGGCGAGAAAUGGAGAUGGCGCAGACGGAGUUCGCGCGCGCGAGGAGUAUGUGGGAAAAGGCUAGAGAAGAAGUUGAGAAAGCUGAGAAGUUGAAGGAAAGAGCCACACGGAUUUCCUCCAUGGAGGAUGCUUCUACUUCUACUAUUUUUGGUGGCAUGGCUUGAAUUUCUCUUCUGGAUUUGUAUUGAAGGAGAUCAUGGAUUGAGAAAGAGAGCACAACAAAGUCUUUGCUGCCUUUAAUUGUUUUUGUGCCCCCCACUUCAAUGUGUUUGUAUCAUAUCUUACACCAUAGCGUUUAUUCCAUCUUCAUGACUCUAGCUAGUUACUACUAACUACUACUGAUUAAUCCAUGCGUCUCUCAGUUAUAUCAUAAGCAACCUCCUCCCUAGAUUUAAUUAGGUCUCUAAUUAAUGAGGAAUGACACUUAAAAAAAGGUGAGUUUUUCUCGAC
This is a messenger RNA of Oldenlandia corymbosa var. corymbosa, 850 nucleotides long. The record is from the annotation of a GenBank genome assembly. Lineage: Eukaryota; Viridiplantae; Streptophyta; Magnoliopsida; Gentianales; Rubiaceae.